Messenger RNA from Ilex paraguariensis (yerba mate), 774 nucleotides. The record is from the annotation of a GenBank genome assembly. NCBI's taxonomy places the organism in Eukaryota, Viridiplantae, Streptophyta, Magnoliopsida, Aquifoliales, Aquifoliaceae.
AUUUCCACUCUCUUUCCUCCUCACACUCGCACCCAAAACCACACCACUCCUCCACAGCUCCAAAAUCACACACAUACACAGAGUGUAGUACCAGCAGCAGAGGUUCCAAUGGCCAACAUGAUCAUGGCCUCUUCCAAAACCCUAAUCACAUCCUCCUCAACUCUCCCCCCUACCCCAAAACCCAAACUCUCUCUCCCCAAACUACAACUACCCAACUUCCCAAACCCCCCAAAAAUUCUCUCUCUUCCCCUCCCCACCACCACUCCCACCGCCCUCAAAUCCAUCUCCGUCAUACUCGCCACUUCUCUUGCGGCGGCGCCACCUUCACUCGCGGAGGAGUUCGAAAAAGCCGCCCUCUUCGACUUCGACCUCACACUCCCAAUCAUAAUGGCCGAAUUCUUGAUCCUCAUGUUCACACUUGACAAGCUUUACUACUCCCCACUUGGGAAAUUCAUGGACGAGAGAGACGCGGCCAUUAAGGAGAAGCUGGCGAGCGUGAAGGACACGUCGGCGGAGGUGAAGCAGUUGGAGGAGCAGGGUACGGCGGUGAUGAGGGCGGCGAGGGCGGAGAUAUCGGCGGCGCUGAACAAGAUGAAGAAGGAGACACAGGUGGAGGUGGAGAAGAAGUUAGCGGAGGGAAGGAAGAAAGUAGAGGCUGAGUUGCAGGAGGCUUUGGCUAAUUUGGAGAAACAAAAGGAGGAAACUGUUAAGUCUCUUGACUCUCAGAUUGCUGCUCUUAGUGAUGGGAUUGUCAAGAAGGUCCUCCCUCUCUAA